CGGGGCGACAACGCCCUGCACAUGGCGUGCGAGAGCCCCUUUGUGUGCCCGGAGACGAUCCAGUGCCUGCUGCGCCACGGCGUGGACCCGACCGGGCCAAAUCUCGACGGCCGCACGCCGCUGCACGCGCUGUGCGAGAACCGCGAGCUCAGCAACCAGCAGACGCUGGAGGUCGUGCAGGCGCUGAUGGCCGGCCUCCCUGCCCGCGAGCAGUGCGUGAUCCUGAAGAGCAGGACCAGGCAGAGCAGGAGCACGCCGCUCGACUUUGCCAGGCGCGAGGGGCAGUUCCUCGUGAUCCGCUGGCUCGAGGAGCUGGAGGCGCAGCUGUUCAAGACAUCGGGAACAGGACUCUUGGGUCUGUGAGAGACGCUCCUUGCGACGGUUGUGAUUUGAAUGGAUGGAAGUGAUGGGCGAGGACAGUAACCAGGCUGACUGCAUAUUGAAAAACCUGUGUUCGAGGGCAUUUGCACGGAGUUUGGGUUUUGGGACGCAUCGGCAGUGUACGUCAUACGUGGGGACAAGUAGAGCAUCGUAAUAGCUCACAGCAAAACCCGACCUGGGGUGUCAUCUGUAUUGGA
Messenger RNA from Microdochium trichocladiopsis, 578 nucleotides. RefSeq lists its product as uncharacterized. Gene Ontology annotation, molecular function: protein binding. NCBI's taxonomy places the organism in Eukaryota, Fungi, Ascomycota, Sordariomycetes, Xylariales, Microdochiaceae. The record is from RefSeq and is a predicted model, not a curated record. Bases 22 to 363 code for a protein of 113 amino acids. The transcript has a single exon.